AUGCCACCAAAAACAAAAGGUGGGAAGGCCGACGCUAAAGGAGGAAAAGCGGCGCCAGCAAAAAAGAAGGACACGCCAGCCGGAGGAAGCGGAAAGGCUAAGAAGAAGAAGUGGUCGAAGGGAAAGGUUCGGGACAAGUUGCAGAACAUGGUACUUUUUGACCAGGCGACAUUUGACAAGCUUUACAAGGAAAUUGUUUCUGUCAAAUUGAUCACUCCUAGCGUUGUUUCUGAACGUCUCAAGGUCCGAGCUUCUCUAGCGCGUGCUGGUCUUCGCGAAUUGCACCAAAAAGGAUUAAUCAAAGUUGUGGUUAAGCAUGGAGCUCAAUUGGUAUAUACUCGAGCAACCAAGACAGAGGAAGCCUAG
This is a messenger RNA of Meloidogyne enterolobii, 366 nucleotides long. NCBI's taxonomy places the organism in Eukaryota, Metazoa, Nematoda, Chromadorea, Rhabditida, Meloidogynidae. The record is from the annotation of a GenBank genome assembly.